Molecule: messenger RNA, 756 nt
Organism: Cornus florida
Lineage: Eukaryota; Viridiplantae; Streptophyta; Magnoliopsida; Cornales; Cornaceae
Exons: 2
Coding region: 1-756 (251 amino acids)
Source: RefSeq, a predicted model, not a curated record
AUGGUCCUUUGCUCUGAUCGUCUCUUUGCCACCUUUGAAGCCCAUUACACCGAUGCAUUAUUCUUCAACGAACUUGAUGACUGUGCACAAGACUGCGACCCUACCAUUAUCAGCACUCCCUUACCUACCUGGGCUGAUGCCCAGAAAGGCAUAUUCCACCCACCAGCUCUAGUUCAGACCAGCGACCCGUCUCCUCAAUGGUCUUGUCAUCUACCGUUUAUGAAGCUGCCCGGGGUCAGUAGAGGUUCACUCUACUGCCCCCCAGAGUACCAACCUCGGAUCCUUGAGAAAGCACUGCUGCCGGACCUUGUUGAAGUUAAUCUUGCCCGUCCCAACGAGCAGCCUCGCAUUACUGAAAUGCCGGGUCUCCAUCCUUCAUUGGUAUCGCACUACCUUAACGUCUUACCCAAUGCUCGACUGGUUAAGCAGGGCUCGCGCACAUUUCGGCCAGAACUUGAACUGCAGAUCAAGGAGGAGGUCCAAAAGUUACUAGAUGCAGGUUUUAUUAAGCCUAUCAUCCACCCCACCUGGUUGGCCAAUAUCGUCCCAGUUCAAAAAAAGAACCGCCAGAUAAGGGUGUGUGUCGAUUUUCGAGAUCUCAACAAGGCAUGCCCCAAGGAUGAUUUCCCCUUGUCCAUCAUUGACACCCUCAUCAAUGGUACUGCAGGUCAUGAAAUGUUCUCUUUCAUGGAUGGCUUUAGCGGUUACAACCAAAUUCGUAUGGCUACUGGUGAUGCGGAGAAAACAGCCUUUUGA